Messenger RNA from Salvelinus sp. IW2-2015, 3126 nucleotides. Its product is annotated as TERF1-interacting nuclear factor 2-like. Lineage: Eukaryota; Metazoa; Chordata; Actinopteri; Salmoniformes; Salmonidae. Gene Ontology annotation, molecular function: telomeric repeat DNA binding. The coding region runs from base 185 to 859 and encodes 224 amino acids. The transcript has 7 exons. The record is from RefSeq and is a predicted model, not a curated record. Gene Ontology annotation, cellular component: shelterin complex. Gene Ontology annotation, biological process: telomere capping; regulation of telomere maintenance via telomere lengthening.
ACGCUGCCUACGUAGUCUGACUCUAGGCUAGACUACUGUACACUGACACCGGGACCUCAAAAUACAAAACCAGCCCCCGGAGGAAGAAGAUGGACCUCUUCCACUGUCGUCUUUGCGCCUUUUUGUUCCUCCACUGCGUCUGGUGUCUGCAGCUCUGUGGCAAGUUGUUCAGCGUGGAGACAUAAUGGACUAUGGCUUGGUGGAGGAGUUUGUCACCACUGUGUUGGAGGUCGUUCCUGAUCUGAUGAGUUACAGAGAGCGAGUCCAACUCAUCAUGGGGCUGCGGGCACAGCUGGUUCUGGAGUUGUGUCGUACAGAUCAGCUAGCCGACCCCGAGACCAUCCAGCCACACCUGAACAGGAUGAGGACCUGUAUCAUCACUCUUAGUAAAAAUGAGACUCCUGAUCCAGAGGUGGAGGCAUCAAAAUCCAACUUCCUGAAGCUGAUUCAAAGCCUGCUGGAAGACCCAAUUAAGAGGGAACACUUCUUCCAGAAUGUUUUUCUAGAGGAAUUUGGACCCAAGUAUGACUCCACACUGCAGAGUCUGGUGUGGGAGUUCCUGUCUAGGCUGGAGAAGCUGCUUCCGACACCAACCCUUCAUCAGACUGCAGCAUGGUUCCUACCUGACCACUCUGUUCUAGAGGAGUGCGUGCAGUCAGUGUGUCACCCUGAGCCAUUGAAGACCCUUCUCCAGUACCACAAGCCAUAUAGACAUCUGGACAACAAUGCUCUGUCUUCAGGUGACAACCACAGCUCGCUGUCACUCUCGCUCCUAGAAACAGUUGAGAUCUUUGAAACAGAGAUCAAAUCAGAUCCUAUGAAACAGAGAUCAAAUCAGAUCCUAUGCAGGGGUUUAUGAACAUUCUAAGCUCUGCCUCAUCUGUCAACGAGUCAGAAAUGAACAGACAUUUUCACCAACCUCAAACUGACAGUAGGCUGAAAAUCCAAAGAAACCCUCACAGUAGCCAACAGGAAGUACAGGAGAGUUCUAGUUUGUCUACUUCCUGUCUGUUCCUUCAGCCCACAGUGCUGCUGCACAGACUUGACAUUGCUGAUAUGCCGUUACCUGUGUCCUCUCCAACAUUGAGUCCAACAUUGAGGAUAAAGAGUGUACCUCAGUAUUCUUUGGCGCCUGACCCAUCCUUUACAAUGGGGAACUCUAACAGAAGCAAGCGUGUCAAAAUGUGCUAUUUUAUUGAAGCAGAAGAUUUGAUGGCACACAUGAGAUCUCACACUGAGCAGAGUCCUUACCAGUCUUUUGAAGAGCUUAACAUGUCUACAUCCUCUUUUGAGGAUGGGAUAGAGAUAUCCCAGCCCCAUGGCACUUCACCCCUGAGCCCAACAACUUCCAAAGUUUGUACCACUCCAAGACAGUCCUCCAAAUCCAGACAGUCCUCCAAAUCCAGAACAUGUCACGUGUGUCUCAAGACUUUCUAUACUGUGUAUUCAAUGAGAAAGCACAUGAUUUUCAAACAUGAUCAGCUCAUUUACCAGUGCCUCGACUGUGGAGAACAAUUCGAGAGAAAGUUUAAUUUGAGGGAACAUAUGGCAGAGUGCCAUCCCACUCUGUCAUCCAAAGCAAGAACAUGCCAUUUGUGUAACAAGACUUUCGGCAGCCCAUAUUUAAUGAGAAAACACCUAAAAUCCCAACAUGAUCAGCUCCCUUACCAGUGCUGCGAUUGUGGAGAACAUUUUAAGAGGAAAUGUCAUUUGAAGGAACAUAAGAAAAACUGCCCCACAAUGUUUUCCUGCCUCAGCUGUGGAGAAAASUUUGAGGAAAUGUGUCAUUUGAAGGAGCAUAAAAAAGAGUGCUUGGCAGUGAAAAAGCUCUUCUCUUGCCCUCUUUGCAAGAAGACCUUCAUUGAAGCAAGGAGGUUAACCGCACACAUGAGAUCUCACGAGAAAAGGUCUAAUUUGAAAGAACCUAAAGUGUGCUUAGCUGCAAAAAAACGCCACUUUUGCUCGAUGUGUAAUAAAACAUUCAUUAAAGUACACGAUUUGAAAGCACACUGGAGAUCAUACACUUACCAGUGCAACCAGUGUUUGCAAAGCUUUGAACAUCAGGAGAACUUACAGAAACAUCUGCAGUAUGCUCGUGAGGAGGCAGCUCAACUAGAAGAGGUUAACACGUUUACACCAUCUUUUGAGGAGGAGAUGGAGACAUCCCAGCCCCACAACACUUCCAAUGUUCGUCGCAAUCAAAGAUACUCUUUCAGAGCCAGAACAUGCAGUCUGUGUCACAAGACUUUCAACAGUAUAGCUUUAAUGCGAACGCACCUGAUUUCCAAACAUGCUCAGCUCCCUUACCAGUGCCUCUGCUGUGGAGAGAAUUUCAAGAAGAAGAUUAAUUUGAAAGCACAUAGGAAAGAGCGCCAUCCCACUCCAAGUCUCCAACCCAAGAAGUCCGUCAAAGCCAGAUCUUGUGUCGCAAUACUUUUGACAGUACAUUUUUUAUGAGAAAGCACCUCAAAUCCCAACAUGGCCAGCUCCCUUACCAGUGCCUGGGCUGUGGAGGAAAUUUCAUAAAGAACCCUCAUUUGAGGGAGCAUAAAAAAAGAGUGCUUUCAGAGACCACAGCAAGACUUGAGGGAGUCAAAUGAGGGAGUCGAUCCAAACCAGCACCAAAGGGAUGUUAAUCCAGCAGAUAGCAGCAGCUCUCUGGCAACAAAGGAGAGUGAGACAGAGAUUCCACAGUCCCACAGCUCUUUAAACCUUAUAACCUCCGAUACACCCCUCCACUCAGAAACCCUAUCUUUGUGAAAUAUGUGGUAAGGAUUUCCUGAUGCUGUUUCGAAUGAAAGAACAUAUGAGAGCACACACAGGAGAGCGCCCUUUCCCUUGCCGAGACUGUGGCAAAGGUUUUAGCAGAAGGCGGAGUCUGAAACGCCAUCGAUUGAUUCAUACAGAAGGUCGGCCAUUCCUUUGCACAGACUGCGGCAAACGUUUUUCUACAGAGGCCAGUCUGAAAUCCCAUCAACUGAUUCAUACAGGAGAACGGCCAUUUGCAUGCACUUUAUGCAAGUUACGCUAUCUCACAAAAAAACACCUGCAAAGACAUAUGAAAAAACAUUGUUUUAAAACAAAACAUUUUAACGGUGUGUAUGAUGUGCAAAAGCUUUUUUUACA